CUCCCCUCGCUCCUUAAACGGGAUUCCGGCUGGGCGAGCCGCGGGACGGCAUCACCGGGCAUCCCGCGGCUGCGGAGCCCCGGCGGAUCUGUCAGGUCCCUGCUGUCCCUCCCCGCACACACACACGCUCAGCCCGACCCGGGAAGCAGGAAAAAUAAUUUACGAGGUUUCCCCCUUUUUCUUUAGCUCCUCGCCCCGUAGCUCCCUAGUGGAAAAAUAGCCCCUGGGGCCAAGUGGGGGUGGUAGUAAAAAACGGGUGGUGAAGGGGGAGAGCCGCUCCGUGGGGAGGGCACCCCCCAAAGCAGCGGGCAGCCCCCAUCCGCCCCCGGGGGGGGUGGGUGGGAUGAGGUAGAGGCCGGCGGCGGAGCGCCCCGCCGGGCGCCGUGGCCGCGGAGGGCAUGAGGCGGCGAGCGGCGGGGAUGGGCGCCAGCGCACGGUGCUAGAGCCCCGGCAGCAGCCAAGGUCUGAGAGGACAGUAGCCUGUAUGACACGGAGGGAUCUGGUUUUCAAAAUGGAAUUGCAGCUUGCGCUCCUUUUCGCAGGGAUAAUUGCAUUUUCGGACUCGGCGAGAGGUCCCCCAAGAAUUGCCGAUAAAGUGAUUCACCGUCAGUCCGUGAGGCUAGGGAGGACCAUCAAGCUCCUGUGCCCAGUGGAGGGCGACCCCCCACCUCUCACCAUGUGGAUGAAGGAUGGACGCACUAUCCACAGCGGCUGGACGAGGUUCCGAAUCCUUCAGCAGGGGCUGAAAAUCAAGGAGGUGGAAAGCGAAGACGCGGGAACCUACAUUUGCAAAGCCACCAAUGGGUUUGGCAGCACCAACGUGAACUACACCCUCAUCGUGAUUGAUGACACCAGCUCAGGAAAGGAUAGCCAGGUACCUGAAGGCUCCAAUGGAGAAUAUGAAGAUCAUACUGGGAAGCAAUGGGCCCGACCCAGGUUCACACAGCCUGCCAAGAUGAGACGGAGAGUGAUCGCCCGUCCUGUCGGCAGCUCCAUCCGCCUGAAGUGUGUGGCCAGCGGGAACCCACGGCCUGACAUCAUGUGGCUGAAGGACAAUAAGCCCCUCACACCCCAAGAGAUUGGGGAGAACAAGAAGAAGAAGUGGACGCUGAACCUGAAGAACCUGAAGCCAGAGGACAGUGGGAAAUACACCUGCCGAGUGUUUAACAAAGUUGGAGAAAUCAAUGCAACAUACAAAGUUGAAGUAAUCCAGAGGACAAGGUCCAAGCCCAUCCUGACAGGGACGCACCCCGUAAACACGACGGUAGACUACGGUGGGACCACAUCCUUCCAGUGCAAAGUCCGCAGCGAUGUCAAACCCGUCAUCCAGUGGCUGAAAAGGGUGGAGUACGGCACAGAGAGCAAGUACAAUUCAACUAUCGACGUUGGGGGACAGAAGUUCGUUGUGCUGCCCACGGGGGAGGUCUGGUCCCGUCCCGAUGGUUCCUACCUGAACAAACUGAUGAUUACUCGAGCCAAGGAAGAGGAUGCAGGGAUGUACAUUUGCCUAGGGGCAAACACCAUGGGCUACAGCUUUCGCAGUGCUUUUCUCACCGUUCUGCCAGAUCCCAAGCCUCCAAGUGCACCUGUGCCCCCUUCCUCGACCAGCAGCCUGCCCUGGCCCGUGAUCAUUGGCAUCCCCGCCGGAGCCGUCUUCAUCUUUGGAACGAUCCUCUUGUGGCUUUGCCAGACCAAGAAGAAACCCUGCUCCCCACCAGCUGCUGCCCCCGUGCACCGGCCGCAGCCCCGGGACAGAAUCUGUGUCUCCCAGGUCCCCGACAAAGACUGCAUCUCCUCCAUAAACUAUGAGGAAUAUGUCGCCCAGCAGCAGCAUUUACUGUCGCAAGGGCCUGCACUUGCCCCAGCCAUGGCAUCCAAAAUGUACCCAAAGAUUUACACGGACAUCCACACCCACACCCACUCGCACGUGGAAGGCAAAGUCCAUCAGCACCAGCACAUUCAGUACCAGUGCUAAGUGGGUGGCCGUGUACAGUAGCUCGUUUGGGCUUUUCCUCGUGGUACCUCAGAAGAGACUGCUCCAAGUCAGCUCACACUGCCAGCAAUAGGCAAAGCAGACAGAAAAGAUUAUAUAUAAUUUUAAAUAUAUAUAUACAUAUAUAUAUAAUUGUAUAUGCGUGUGUGUAUGUGUGUGUAUAUAUAUGUGUAUAUAUCUAUAUCUAUCUAUAUAAAUAUAUAUAUAAUAGAGAAAGACAGAGAGAGAAAAGAGAUUUUUUUUUUUAAUUAUUGCAAUCAGGAUGUAGCUGAGGAAUAAUGAAGGAACUCCGAAUCUCAGCAGAGAGGCAGCCAUCCCCAACAGCAGAGCCUUCCUGGAUUUUUUAAUCAAGGUGGCAACAAGUGAGACAGGACACAGGGACAUGAACCACCACCUCCUUCCUUGUGUUGCUAAAAGGAGCAGGAAGAGCAAGAGGCAACUGCAGCGCUUUUCCAGAUGGGCACUUCUGUUCCUGUGCCUGCUGCACAUCACUCGUUUUGGUGGGAAGCGCCCAAGCCUGUCCCACGUGGGAGCAUGCAGGAGAGCCUGUUCCCUCUGAGUGACUCGAGCUCUGAAGUACCUGAGUUUUAGUGCCAAAGCACCAGGAGACGUAACCAACUCAGCUCUUCCAGGGAAAAAAAAAAAGUAGUUCAAGAGGGCCUGGAAAAAUGAAUUUCUGUUCACAAUGUGAAAUGCUGAAUGCUUCUUAAUCACGGUAAUUUGGUCUGAAAGGCUAACUGAGCUGGUGUUUUUGAUUUCUGCAAGUUGAAGGCAUCGUGUUUCCCAUGGCGGAUUCUGCAGAUCAAACCACAAAUGCUCCGCUCCCUGGUCCUAGGACUCAGUGCCACUGCCAGGAAAAAGGAAAGAAGGAAAGAGGAACAUUGUACAGAACACCUUUAUAUUUAUAUUUAAGAAAUAAUAAUAAUUAAUAAUAAUAAUAAUUGAACUGCUGAUGGUGAAGAAAGCAAAACACACUGUCCUCUGAUGGCUCACAGUGACAAGCUACUGGAUUUUCUACAUCAAUGCAAAAUAUAUGAAAACAUUAGAAAAAAGAGUAAGAAACAAAGAGAAUGAAAUAAUAAUCUUGUAGGAAAAAAUGCAUUUGAGAAAUAUUCACCUAGGUUGUGUGUGGUUGUCCCCUCCCCUCAGAUAACAUUUUGGAAAUGAUACAACUUCAUUGCAGUUCAAACAACAGUAAGAAGAUGAAAUAAAGAAGGACCAUAUUAAAUACCUAUAUGGACUGGAAAUUAGUCCAAUUGCAAAUAUAAAACCUUUGUAAUUCUAUAUAGAGUUUAAACAGAAGUCAUGUAUAUUUAAUUUAUUUUGUUAAACAAGAAAAAAGUGUAUGAUAUUUUCCUCGAAACAGGCCUUUCUAUACGUAUUUUUGAUCAAAGAAAAUAAAGAUUUUUUUUCGGGUUCUAUAGAUGCGACGCUCAGAAUAUGCUCAAUGUAACAUGUGACCAACUGUACUUCUCCUAACCUGGAGGUCAUCUAUCUCUAUGCCUUUUCAUACUAGCCACAUAUAACCUUCUAACAUCAUCUCAGGUGCCGCUGGUGCCACCCUUUCCAUCAGAAACCGGCCUUUUCCGCUGUUUAUGCUUUGACUGUGAGGGUCUGCAGUGGCCACAUCACUUCUCAUGAACACCUUGUCAUCUUCAGCAGCAAAGAUCUCUGCUCACAGGGAAGCCAGUUUCACUAUGCAUGUUUUUUGGUGGGGGAAGGAGGUUGCAUUUGUUUUUUAAGGACAAACCUGCGGUGGGUUUCCUUUUUAAAAGAAAAUUUUGUAAAUCAAAACGUAAUAAUUGGUGAGCCUGUAAAAUGAACUUCACCCUCAGGGUGCUUGGGAGGGGAAAAUAUGAAAUGCAGGUGAAACACUUCAUUUGUAAAUGCAGCUGCUGAAGGAGCCAGCAGAGGGUGAGUUGGACGCAGUAGGAAUAGCACGCCGGGAGCUACUGCCCUCCAGGAGGGCUC
Chroicocephalus ridibundus (black-headed gull) is the source of this 3964-nucleotide messenger RNA. RefSeq names its product fibroblast growth factor receptor like 1 (gene FGFRL1). The transcript is spliced from 7 exons. Gene Ontology annotation, cellular component: plasma membrane. The record is from RefSeq and is a predicted model, not a curated record. Gene Ontology annotation, molecular function: fibroblast growth factor binding; fibroblast growth factor receptor activity. NCBI's taxonomy places the organism in Eukaryota, Metazoa, Chordata, Aves, Charadriiformes, Laridae. Bases 485 to 1975 code for a protein of 496 amino acids.